Messenger RNA from Staurois parvus, 1438 nucleotides. The record is from the annotation of a GenBank genome assembly. NCBI's taxonomy places the organism in Eukaryota, Metazoa, Chordata, Amphibia, Anura, Ranidae.
ACAGCAACGUCCAGAGAAGCAGUCCCUGAGUGCGUCUAUGUGUCGGGAUUCUCACUGGAAAUGUCUUCUUCUCUCCAUCCUCAUGCUUGUAUGCCUUUGUGCUGUAACUUGGUGCCAGGUUACAAGUGUGACCAAGCUCAGCUUCGACAGUUCUCUUAAGGGAAGAUCCAUGAUCUACCAUGGCAGCCCUUGCUCUGAUGGUUAUGUCUACAUUCCGCUGGCCUUUUUAGCAAUGCUGUACGUGGUUUACUUGGUAGAAUGCUGGCAUUGCCAUGCCAAGAGUGAACUCCAACAUAAGGCUGAUGUUACUAGUGUUUAUGAUCAGAUACAGCGUAUGCGCCAAGCUACACCUUGCAUCUGGUGGAAGGCCAUUAGCUACCACUUUGUCCGUCGCACUAGACAAGUCACUCGCUACCGUCAUGGUGAUGCCUAUACUACUACUCAGGUCUACCAUGAACGAGUGAACACUCAUGUGGCUGAAGCAGAAUUUGAAUACUCUCAUUGUGGCAUAAAAGAUAUUUCCAAAGACCUAUUGGACCUAGACCGCCACCCUGCCACCAAACUAAAGUUCACCAAGUGCUUCAGUUUUGCUAAUCUGGAGUCAGAGAACUCGUAUCUCACCCAGCGUGCCCGUUUCUUCACAGAGAUUGAAGGACUAGAUGACUAUAUGGAGGCAAGGGAAGGAAUGCAGCUAAAAAAUGUGGACUUUAAGGAAUUAGUUAUUGCUUAUGUGAACCUAGAGCAGCUGCCGUGGUAUGUUUCCCACUAUGCUUUCUGGGCAGCUGCCUUACUCAUGCUCUCAUGGCCCCUAAGGGUUUUUAUUGAGUAUCGAACUGCUCAUGUUCAUUAUCAUAUCGAGAAACUCCUAGGGUUGGAAUACAGGGCACCUGGGGUGGCAGAGGAGCCUAUAUACCGAUUCAGAAUGCCACGGGUCAGCACCUUUGACAGUACUGAACUGGAAUGGCAUAUAUGCACCAAUCGGCAGCUGAUUCCAAGCUACUCUGAGGCAGUGCUGAUGGAUUUAACAGAUUCCUCACUAUGCAAUGGAUAUUCUGCCUGUGGGUACAGUGGUGUCCUGAGAGGCUGUGAAGGCUGCAACAGAGCAUCCAGCAGCUCUUCUAUCUUCUCUCGCCAUGCUAUGCACAGCUGCAGCGGGGGGCCAUCACACCUCUCCCUCAGCACCAGCCGUUUCUCCCUAUGUCAGCUGCAUGGAUCCCACAGGACAGGCCUCUGGAGGAGUCGUAGCAGCAGCCUUGCAGAUCGUGUAUGCCCAGAUGAACGAUGUUGCUCCUACUCUAGCCAGCUAGCCAUUAAUGAAAACCCUCCUACAUAUCACGAUGCCCGUUUCUUCCCUGUGCUUAUAGUGCACCGUCAGGAAGGAUGCCGGACCAGGAACUUCUGCAUACACCGCUCAUCGUGCAUGGAGACCUCCUUGUAA